AUGAAGCUCUGGACAGCAAUUUUUCUCCUCCUCUCGGUCGUGUCUGGUGUCGUGUCUGGGAGCUCAACAACGGAUAAGUUUGCGAGAUAUCAAUCGCUAUCUCGCUCAGGCGCUGUGGAUCUAGACAGCAUAUCAUAUGAAGAUCUCACCUCAGCGCCUCGCGAUUACUUCGCUGUGGUUAUUUUAACUGCCACGGAUACCCGUUUUGGCUGCCUCCUAUGUCGUGAGUUUGAACCAGAAUGGGACCUAAUCGCCCAAAGUUGGAACAAGGGCACCAAACCGGACGACCUCAAGGUAGUCUUUGGGACACUUGACUUCGACGAUGGCAAAGCUGUCUUCCAAAAGCUUAUGCUUCAAACCGCGCCGGUGCUCCUUGUCUUUCCUCCUACCGUUGGUCCGUUUGCCAAGGUAGAUGGGAAUCCCUCCCGGUUUGAUUUUACAGGCCCAGUCUCAGCCGACCAGGUCUAUUCUUGGAUUGGACGUCAUCUACCUGAAGGGCCCAAGCCACAACUAGUCCGACCCAUCAACUACAUGCGCAUUGUAUCAGCGAUCACUAUUCUGAUGGCCGUUGUAACUGUGUUUACAGUGCUUUCUCCCUACCUGCUGCCAAUUGUUCAAAAUCGAAACCUCUGGGCUGCAAUCAGCCUGAUCGCCAUCCUUCUGUUCACAAGUGGUCAAAUGUUCAACCACAUCCGAAAGGUCCCAUAUGUUGCUGGUGAUGGCCGAGGUGGCAUUAGCUAUUUUGCAGGUGGAUUCCAGAACCAGUUUGGGAUGGAAACUCAAAUCAUUGCUGCGAUAUACGCUAUCCUGUCUUUUGCUACGAUCGCACUCGCACUGAAAGUCCCCCGAAUGGAAGAUGUCAAGGGUCAACAGCUGGCCGUCUUGAUAUGGGCGACUGUUCUGUUUGCGACAUAUAGCUUCCUUCUCAGUGUCUUCAAGGUGAAGAAUGGUGGUUAUCCAUUUUAUCUGCCUCCAUUCUAG
Molecule: messenger RNA, 981 nt
Organism: Penicillium paradoxum
Lineage: Eukaryota; Fungi; Ascomycota; Eurotiomycetes; Eurotiales; Aspergillaceae
Product: OST3/OST6 family protein
Exons: 4
Coding region: 1-981 (326 amino acids)
Cellular component (GO): oligosaccharyltransferase complex
Source: RefSeq, a predicted model, not a curated record